AUGCGCAGCUUGGUUGGUUCAUUGUUGUAUGCAUGUCUCACUAGGCCGGAUAUCGCUUAUAUUGUAAAUAAGUUGGCUCAAUUCAUGCAUAAACCCUGUGAACAACACCUAGUGGCAGUGAAAAGUGUGCUGAGAUGCCUAAACUGUACACUUGAUUACGGGUUAGCGUUCUUCCCUUCUUUAGAAAAUCUUCAACUCAUCGCCUUUGCUGAUGUCUAUUGGGGAGGAAGUGCUGAUGAAAAACAUUCAAUCUCUGGUAGUUGUGUUUACUUGAGUGGUAACUUGUUGAUAUGGGGAUCAAGGAAGCAAAAGAUAUUAUCUCAGUCUACCACAAAGGUCGAGUAUCGCAGCCUAGCUGAUGUAGCGUCGGAUACAACUUGGUUGGAGGAAUUGUUAAGCGAUAUGAGGGUGACUAUGGAAGCUGUGCCAGUCAUAUGA
Molecule: messenger RNA, 438 nt
Organism: Hibiscus syriacus
Lineage: Eukaryota; Viridiplantae; Streptophyta; Magnoliopsida; Malvales; Malvaceae
Exons: 1
Coding region: 1-438 (145 amino acids)
Source: RefSeq, a predicted model, not a curated record